AGAGAGAGAGAGAGAGAGAGAGAGAGAGAGAGGGGGCACGGGCUAUUUUUCACGUAUCUCUCCGAUCCUCUCCAAAAACAUCCAUUUCAGACACUAACGGUUAGCGAUGGAGAGUUUGCUGGACAACCCCAUGAAAGCUGUGCUUUAUCUCAAAGAGCUUACGACCAUCGUACAAAACCAACAGAGCCUCAUACAGACCCAGCGGCAGAGAAUCGACGAUCUCGAGAGAAAGGUGCAGGACCUGAUUGGAGAAAACCGGCGCCUGAGGGAUCCGCAUCCGCAUCAGCAUCACCAGCAUCAGCAGCCGCAGCAUCAGCAUCCACCUCCUCCUCCACCGAGGAGCAGCAGCCCAGCGCCACCAUCCGGGCCGCAUCCUCUACCGGCCGGAGCUCCGGGCCAGGCUUCGCAACAUCACCCUCCUCCGCCGGUGCAUCAUCACCACCACCCUCAUCAUCAUCCCUCUCCGCCGCGACAGCUGCAGCUUGUUCCCGCUGCCCCACCAUCCAGCGCCGGUUCUCCUCCUGAGGAGCGGGAGGAGCGCGCAAGGAGCCCGAGGUGCAGGUCUCUGGUGCCGCAGCCGCCUGUGAGCCUCUGCCGCUCGGCCGGACUCGCCAGAAAAGCCGAAAACCAGACAGUGCUGCACCAGUUCUGCUGUCCUGCACCAGACGCUCCGGACGCUCCUGAAGCCGACUCUCAGGCCUGCGUACCCAGCAGUAAAGACACUCCUUCCGUUUCUCCUGAGGGACCUGCACCUCCUCCGGAUGGAGAUGUCUCUACUCCACCUGCGGAUGGAGGAGGGGGGGAUGGAGAUGGAGAUCCAACGCCAGAGUCUCGAGACUAA
Molecule: messenger RNA, 841 nt
Organism: Tachysurus vachellii
Lineage: Eukaryota; Metazoa; Chordata; Actinopteri; Siluriformes; Bagridae
Product: IQ motif and SEC7 domain-containing protein 3-like
Exons: 4
Coding region: 107-841 (244 amino acids)
Source: RefSeq, a predicted model, not a curated record